UUCCACAGAGAAAGGACCAAAGAGUGUUAGAAUAUUUAGCGGGUGACACAUACGGCAUAGACGCCUUUGAUUUUGAGACGUUGAAGAAGAAGACAAAGAUGGCCAAACCCUCCAUUGAUAUCCCAGAGAGCUUCGCUUCCACAGCUAAAAUUUCAGGGGGCAUUUCUCAGAAAGACGUAAACAAUGUGCUGCUUUUUCUCAUAGGCGUGGGGGUCUCAGGCCAUGUCCCAGAUCAAUUCGAUGCUAAAAAAGAUUCCUACUCUGACCUCGUUCGUGACCUCCUCGAGCCCCUACACAUCUCACGCGGCCAUGUCACCUGCCUUGUCUCUGUGAAACCUGCUGUUAUUAAUUUCUUUGCAGGAUUUCAUGGGGGAGCUGUUGCUGCUGUUGCUGAGGCUGUGUCCAUAGCUUGUGCUAGAACAGUCGUGGCUAAGGAUAAGGAGAUUUUUCUAGGGGAACUAAGCAUCUCUUACCUCGCCAGCGCAAAAAAGAAUGCAGAGGUGAUAGUUGAUGCAUCUGUUAUGCGAAGUGGAAGAAAUCUGAGUGUGAUAGCGCUAGAGUUCAAACUCAAGAAAACUGGGGACUUGAUUUACACAGCUCGUGCCACCUUCUAUCACAUGCCUGCUGCGAAAUUAUAGAUUUGGACCUUAAAUGUUUCUGUAUUUAGGUCCAAGUUCUAUGGCACAUCUUAUUAUCAUUUUUUGUGACCGCCACUCACUGGCUCGAUAUAUUAUGACAAUAUGUAUAGUCACUUUGAAAUAAGAUCCUUCAAUAAGAAUUGUGCAUCUCA
Prunus mume (Japanese apricot) is the source of this 790-nucleotide messenger RNA. Its product is annotated as Thioesterase superfamily protein. NCBI's taxonomy places the organism in Eukaryota, Viridiplantae, Streptophyta, Magnoliopsida, Rosales, Rosaceae. The record is from RefSeq and is a predicted model, not a curated record. Gene Ontology annotation, molecular function: fatty acyl-CoA hydrolase activity.